Molecule: messenger RNA, 1861 nt
Organism: Paramuricea clavata
Lineage: Eukaryota; Metazoa; Cnidaria; Anthozoa; Malacalcyonacea; Plexauridae
Source: the annotation of a GenBank genome assembly
AUGAAAUUGUCUGGGUCUCCUUGCCCUCUUGAUCAGCUUUCGAUAAUAUGUUUUAAGCGAUGUCCUUAUCUGAGAACUUACCUCAGUGAACUAAUUCAUGAAGUUUGGCUAUCUGGAACUGUCCCGAAUGAAUGGAAAAAAGCCGGUACUAUAUUAAUACAUAAGAAAGGUAACACUGAUGACCCGUCAAAUUUCCGUCCAAUAACACUUGAGUCUAUACCAUUAAAAGUAUUUACACCUUGUCUUCGAAACGCAAUAUAUUCCUUCCUCGCAUCCAAUAACUUUAUCGAACACGGCAUACAAAAGGGCUUCACCCCUAACUUAUCUGGCACUCUAGAACACACUGCGCAAAUGGCUGACAUCAUCAACAAAGCCCGGAUCAGACAACGUGCUGUUGUCAUCACCUUACUUGAUCUGAAGAAUGCUUUCGGCGAAGUCCAUCAUAAUCUCAUCCAAUCAGUACUCGACUACCACCACAUCCCAGAACACAUAAAAUUCGUUAUAAAAAGUUUAUACACUGAGUUCCAAACCUCAAUAAUUACCUCCGAAUUCCGCACCCCUUUUAUAUCUGUUGGCCGUGGCGUAUUGCAAGGAGAUUGCCUCAGUCCUCUUCUUUUCAAUAUGUGCUUCAAUACUUUUAUCCAACAUAUCAAAGCUGAAAAGUACCGUCAGUUCGGCUUCUCCUUCAAGCUAUUAAAUCCUAUCCACUGGUUCCAAUUCGCUGAUGACGCAGCCGUAAUCACUGGCCAAGAAUCUGAAAACCAGCAUCUCUUAAAUCGUUUUUCCAUCUGGUGCCAAUGGUCCAAUAUGAUUAUCAGAGUCGAUAAAUGUAGUACCUUUGGCAUCAAGAAAGCCAUCACAAAAUCAGUCCAAUAUUUACCGAAACUCCUCAUCAACAAUAAUCUGAUGCCAACAAUAAAGAUUGGAGAAGCGUUUCAAUAUUUAGGACGUUACUUUGAUUUUAACAUGUCGAACGAUAACCAUAAGACUGAACUAACCACUCUCGUUAAUGAACUAAUGAAUGAUAUUGACUCGAAGCCACUCCACCCAAGAAAUAAGCUUCUCGUGUACAGUCGUUAUGUCUUAUCCAAAAUAUCGUGGCAUUUCACUAUCGCAACACUUUCUAAAACAUGGGUUAUUGAAGAUAUUGAUUCCGUAUAGUCAACCAAUACAUGCGUAAAUGGCUUGAAAUUCCAAUCUCAGGAACACUAAGUGCUGUUUUUUCUAACUCGCAACAAAUUUGGUGAAAUUUACCCAAUGCCAAACAGUUCUUCGAAAAGCUUUAAAACUUUCUCCUAAUCAAUCAAUCAACGAACUGUGGAAAUCUACUAAUACUCAUACUAAUAUCCAAUACGACUUUUAUAACUCAACCAAAGAAGUGCUCGAAGACUUUCGGUCUGAACAUGAAGAUAAACUCCAAAAUCAAUUAACUUGUCAGGGAUCCUUUUUCUCUAGUGUGACAAAGUUCUCCUUGUCGCAUCUUAGCAAAGUGUGGUCUACUGCUCAAUCAAAACUUCCGAAAAACAUUUAUAACUUUACCAUACGCUAUAUCAAUAACUCUCUUCCGACACGCAAGAACCUUAGCAGAUGGGGAUUGUCUUCAAGUUCAGAAUGCUCCUUUUGUCUUGGCCCAGAAUCAUUAUUGCACGUGGUUGCUGGAUGUCAGUGUUAUCUCGAUCGAUUUACGUGGAGACACAAUUCAAUCCUGAACUUCCUUGCCAAUACCUUGCAAACUGUGAACGGUUCUGCCCUCUACGCUGAUGUGCCUGGAUUCAAAAGUCCGUACAAAGUAUCGCCCGGAUUUGUUGCUAUCGUUAUCAAAUGGCUCUCUUUAUGUGGUCUAGCUCACUGUUGGCUAUGA